This is a messenger RNA of Nanorana parkeri, 669 nucleotides long. RefSeq names its product exosome component 1 (gene EXOSC1). Lineage: Eukaryota; Metazoa; Chordata; Amphibia; Anura; Dicroglossidae. Gene Ontology annotation, molecular function: RNA binding. Gene Ontology annotation, biological process: RNA processing. The coding region runs from base 2 to 586 and encodes 194 amino acids. The record is from RefSeq and is a predicted model, not a curated record. The transcript is spliced from 8 exons. Gene Ontology annotation, cellular component: cytoplasm; nuclear exosome (RNase complex).
GAUGGCUCCGGUGCGAUGGUGUGUGCCUGGUGAGAGGCUGUGCAGUCUGGAGGAUUGUGCUCCGGGGCAUGGGACUUACUGCAAGCAUGGCUACAUCUUUGCCUCUCUUGCGGGUUAUGUUUUUAAGACAAGUGACAAUGGUUUGAUGCCCGUGUUAUCUGUAGUGAGGGACGCAGAUUCACUACUUCUGCCAGAUGUGGGAGCCAUUGUCACAUGUAAGGUGAUGAGCAUAAACCCAAGAUUUGCUAAAGUUCAGAUUAUGUAUGUCGGCUCGAGAGCGCUCAAAAACACCUUCAAAGGCACGAUCAGAAGAGAAGACAUCAGAGCAACUGAAAAAGACAAGGUUGAAGUUUACAAAUGUGUUCGGCCAGGAGAUAUCGUUAUAGGAAAAGUUAUAUCCUUGGGAGAUUCUCAGUCCAGUUACUUGUUGAGCACAGCAGAAAAUGAGCUUGGAGUAGUAGUUGCACAUAGUGAAGCAGGGGCAACCAUGGUGCCUAUCAGCUGGUGUGAGAUGCAGUGCCCCAAAACCCAUAUCAAGGAACCACGGAAGGUGGCACGAGUACAGCCUGAGUUUCUGCAGACUUAAAAAAAUUAAAGCGUGUCUGCCACUUAUUACCAAAUGUUACCACUGUGUGGUUUGUACAUGAAAGAUCUAAAAAGGAACUUGAA